AUGCUGGCGUCUCUCUCUCGCGGUCUCGGUUUGGUGCGCUCUCUUGCGAGGCCAGAAUGCCGUUUUCUUAGCACCUCACACACACGGCUGGCCACUAAAAUGACUGUUCGUGAUGCCCUGAACUCCGCCAUGCGAGAAGAAAUGGAACGUGACAAAGAUGUCAUCAUACUUGGAGAAGAAGUUGCUCAGUAUGACGGUGCAUAUAAAGUAACGAAGGGCCUCUGGAAGCUGUUCGGGGAUGACCGUGUGAUUGACACGCCAAUUACUGAAAUGGGUUUUGCAGGCACCGCGGUUGGUGCCGCAAUGGCCGGAUUAAAGCCCAUUUGCGAAUUCAUGACUUUCAACUUUGCGAUGCAGGCAAUUGAUCAGAUAAUAAAUUCCGCUGCUAAAACUUACUACAUGUCUGCAGGUUUGGUGUCCGUUCCCAUAGUGUUCCGUGGCCCUAAUGGCUCAGCCGCCGGUGUUGCUGCUCAGCAUAGCCAAGAUUUUUCCCCAUGGUACGCAAGUGUCCCGGGUUUAAAAGUACUCGCGCCAUACAGUGCAGAAGAUGCUAGGGGACUCUUGAAAGCGGCAGUGCGUGAUCCAGAUCCGGUCGUACACUUGGAACAAGAAGUACUCUACGGUCAAUCUUUUGAUGUCUCUGACGAGGCGAUGUCUCCGGACUUCGUUUUACCUAUCGGGAAGGCGAAGAUCGAGCGUGAAGGUACCGACGUCACUUUAGUGGCUUACUCAAUGGCUGUGGGCACAGCCUUGUCCGCUGCGGACGAAAUGUCCAAAAUGGGCAUCAGUGCCGAGGUGAUCAACUUGCGAAGUCUUCGUCCUUUGGAUGAGCAGGCGAUUUUCAACUCCGUGAAGAAAACGCACCACCUAAUUACAGUUGAAGGAGCCUGGCCGUCAUGUGGACUCGGUGCUGAGAUAUGCGCUCGCAUAAUGGAGAGCGACACUUUCCAUUACUUAGAUGCUCCAGCCUUCCGAGUAACUGGUGCUGAUGUACCGAUGCCCUACGCCAGAAAGUUGGAACAGGCCUGCAUACCAGAACCACAUAAUGUUAUCAAAACGGUCAAGCUGAUGCUCAACGUUAAAUAAUAUGUAACCAUCACUGCUUCGAUAUCGUCUGUUUCAGGCUGUUUCUGUACAAUCCACACAGAUAAUCACAAAUCAGCUGCAGGGUUCCGUGAAGUAGAUCAGGACUCGUGGUCCUGUGUAGGCACCUCUACUUAUGUCUGGUUCGUUUUUGCAUUCCUUUCUCUUGCUUCUGUAGAAUAUGGACAUACUCACAGGUUUAUCCACAAUGUAUUCCCCGUAUCAUUAUCAUUGCAACAACAAUAUGAAAUGCGAAAUAAGUAUCAUUUUCUGAUGCAAAAUAGGGCUGGAAUAGGAUGGGUUAGUGAAUGGGUCGAAAAUAACGGAUUAUGAGGGCAAAAUGUUGUCACACUGUGUGACAUCCGGUCGACGCAAUUCAG
Molecule: messenger RNA, 1463 nt
Organism: Opisthorchis viverrini
Lineage: Eukaryota; Metazoa; Platyhelminthes; Trematoda; Opisthorchiida; Opisthorchiidae
Exons: 9
Coding region: 1-1086 (361 amino acids)
Biological process (GO): pyruvate decarboxylation to acetyl-CoA
Molecular function (GO): pyruvate dehydrogenase (acetyl-transferring) activity
Source: RefSeq, a predicted model, not a curated record